AUGGUGGAUACCAACACUGAGGGAAACGCCCCUUUUGCCAGCUGCAGUGUGGCGCCCUGGCCUGGCAGCAGGUCCCAUGGUGGGGUUCUUGGAGGUUACCCACGUGUCAAUGUCUCCCGGCAGGGCAACCUGGAGGAUGGGCGGAUCAUCGACACCUCGCUCUCGCGGGACCCCCUGCAGGUGGAGCUGGGUAAAAAACAAGUGAUCCCUGGCUUGGAGCAAAGCUUGCUAGACAUGUGCGUUGGGGAGAAGCGGAGGGUGAUCAUCCCACCUCACCUGGCCUAUGGCAAACGAGGAUCCCCACCAGCUGUCCCAGCUGACGCUGUGCUGCAGUUUGACGUGGAGCUGGUCGGCCUCUCCCGCGCCAGCCACUGGCAGAAGCUGACGAACGACGUGCUGCCCCUGCUCUGCCUCGUGCUGGUCCCAGGCCUGCUGGGCCUGAUUGGCUACCACCUCUACCACAAGGCCAGCACCCCCCCGGGGAGGAAGAAGAGGCUCAAGGAGGAGAAGAGAAACAAGGCCAAAAAGAAAUAAAUCUCUCCCCGGCGUCA
Pelodiscus sinensis (Chinese soft-shelled turtle) is the source of this 551-nucleotide messenger RNA. The record is from RefSeq and is a predicted model, not a curated record. Lineage: Eukaryota; Metazoa; Chordata; Testudines; Trionychidae.